CGUUGACAUAAAGCCCCGGAUGUAAGUCACCAAUAUGGCGUUUAAUUGACAGGAAAUUGGGUCAAAACUAUCUUAUUUGGUAUUGAAAUCAGGAAUCACACAAGAUGUUCAAGAAGAAAAAGAAGCCUCAGAUUUCCGGCCCGUCAAACUUUGAGCAUCGCGUACACACGGGUUUCGACCACUCGCAAGGCCAGUAUGUGGGUCUGCCAUCACAAUGGCAGGGCAUUGUAAACCCCCAGGAAGCGUCGCGACGGCGACCAAUGGUGGACCCAUCCAGUAUUACACCAAUUGAAAUUCAACCUCUUAAGACCAUAAUUCGAGGAAACGCUCAAGGUCAGAUGAAUGGCUCCAGUGUGGCGAUUUCAGUGGCCCGAUCAAACUCUCUCCGAAAUACCAGCCCACCCUCUCGGCGACGAUACCAGCCCGACCAGAACCACCCUCCAUUACAAGAGGACGGCCCGAUGGGUCAUCCUGGUAAUAAUCACCCGCAGUACCCCGGUCCUCCCCCGUACAAUCGGGAAAAUCGUGACCCGCGGGAAAUGCACCCUCAGGAUCAAUUCAGCAAGCAUGAUAACAGAGAUCCUAGAAACAAUAAUAUGCAUCAAGAUAGAAAUAAUCAAUUGCGAGAUAAUCGCUACCCUAAUGACAGAUAUGAUCAAAGGGGCGACUACCCUGAUAAUGGGAGAUUGCAGCCCCCGCGCGACGAUUAUAGAGGCGGGUCACAUCCGAACAGUCGGGAUCAGAGUUUCGAGGAUCGGCGAUCGGAGAGUUCCUAUAGGCCACACAAUGAUUCUUAUGACAGUAACACAUUACGAAGGGAUCAGCAUGAUAUGUCACCCCCACGUCACAAUCAAAUGCCCCCUGGGGGUCGUAGCCCCAACCAUCCCCAGAUGCCUGGUUACCAUGACAACAGGUAUCCACAGCAACCGCAGCAUCCCAAUGGAACAUUACCACGACAACAGCAUCAGCCACAUCAAAACCUGCCAGGAUAUGAUACCACUAGAAGAAAUAUGCAGAAUACGGGCAACCAGCAUGGCUAUCCCCCGCAACAGCAGCAGCAUAGUCCAUCUGACCGACUGGCCGCCCAGCAGGUACCCCCAGGAGGCCAACAGGCCCCAAGCCUGACUCCCCGGGGAAUGGGUCCCCAAACCCCGCCCAAGUCCCCCCAGCAAAAACCCACCCCUACCCCCCAAGGUGCCUUCCCCGAACAGCAGCGCUUAUCACAUGAACAGUUCCGAGCAGCAUUACAGAUGGUUGUGAGCCAGGGCGACCCACGGGAACACCUGGACAACUUCAUCAAGAUUGGGGAGGGCUCGACGGGCAUUGUGUGUAUCGCCUCACAGAGGAAUGGGUCUCAGGUUGCGGUCAAGAAGAUGGAUCUGAGACGACAGCAGCGAAGGGAACUGCUCUUUAAUGAGGUUGUGAUAAUGCGUGACUACCACCACCCACACAUAGUGGACAUGUACGACAGUUUCCUGGUUGGGGACGAGCUCUGGGUCGUCAUGGAGUUCCUGGAGGGCGGUGCACUUACAGACAUUGUCACACAUAACAAGUUGGACGAGACACAGAUAGCGACAGUGUGUAAAGCCUGCCUGAAAGCCCUGGCAUUCCUUCAUUCUAACGGCGUCAUCCAUCGAGACAUCAAGUCAGACUCCAUACUCCUACAACACGACGGCAAGGUGAAGCUAUCUGACUUUGGAUUCUGUGCACAAGUAUCGCAGGACCUGCCGAAACGUAAAUCACUAGUUGGUACACCUUACUGGAUGGCACCCGAGGUCAUAUCUAGACUUCCUUAUGGUCCAGAGGUUGACAUAUGGUCGCUAGGCAUCAUGGUUAUCGAGAUGAUCGAUGGGGAACCACCGUUUUUCAACGAACCUCCACUACAAGCCAUGAGGAGGAUACGGGAUAUGCCACCGCCCAAGAUUAAAAAUGCUCACAAGGUAUCUGCAAGGCUCCAAGGCUUCCUAGAGAGAAUGCUGGUUAGAGAUGCCUCACAGCGAGCCACUGCAUUUGAACUUUUGCAACACCCCUUUCUGCAAAAUGCUGACAAACCUAGCUGCCUUGUGUCUUUAAUGAGGAACUUUCGGAACAGCCCUUGCUGAGUGAUAUAAACUUAACACCAAGGGUUGUUUCAAAAUUUAUUGUAACAAUAAAAAAGGGUUGAAAAUCUUGACUAUGCUCUGUUGAGGGUAGAUGUUUUGAACAGCCCUAGCAGGGAAAAUCUAUGAUUAAGGGUCAUUAUAAAACUAAUAAUGACUGAGUAUCUGAAAUAAAAAAGGAAAAACAUUCUCAGCUAACAUGGUGCAAGAAUAGUGUUGAGAGGAUAUAGGAAAUGCUAUGGCUUAGGCAAAUACAGGGAGCGUUAUGAAACGUAAGAAAUAUUGCAAUUUAAUGAACAGUGCUUAAAAAAUACAAAAAAUCGCUAUGGACUAUUGAGAAAAUGUAGUUGACUACCGUAUGUUACAAGUAAUUGAAUUGAAUGAAAAGGUGGCCUUUUGAAAGAUAUCUGCAUCAAAUGAUUGACCUUGAUUGAUAUUUUGAGAUGACUGUGGCAACAAGCGGCGAGGGUCGUUUCUUUACAAGUAAUCUGAUACAGGCAUUUGUAUAUUUGGGCCGGAAUAAGAAAUAUGUAAUUCCGCCUCGGGAAAUUAGGUUUAGCAUAUAACCAAGUUUAACAGAAAAUGUACACAAAUUUAAUUUUAAGAAGCUUAUUUAGUAACAGGAAACAUAUUAUGCUAAUUUAAAAAGCUUAAUCAGUUCAAUGCUACCAAGCGAUUGCUUAAUAUAUUUAUUGGCCGGCUUAAAGCCUUAAAAAGAUGUAUCUGGAAAAUACUCCUGCUUUACAAAAUCAAUCAAAACUAAUAUUUUUAUCUCGUCUUCUUUUCUUCAAAAAACUCUAGGUACUGUCAUGGUCUCGAUGCUGUUUUGGUUGCCGAUGGUGUCCCUGUGAAAAUACCUUUAACUGUGGCCAUAACUAAAAAAAUACUGUUACUAUGGCCAUAACUCAAAAACCAUUCUAAAUAUUGAAGUGAAACUUGGUAAACAUGUUACAAGAGACAAAAUGCACAUAUAUUGCAAGACCUGUAACUUGUGCUUUGAUAAUUGUAGAGUUUUGCCCCUUUUUUUGAAUGAAAUAACAGAUGAGCGUUAACGUUUGAUUCAUUCUACGUAUUGGUUGUAAGGAGUAACAAUACCUAUAAUGUGUAUUUGAAUAACUCUAAAAGCAGCAUACUCUGUAUUGUUAUGCAGGUCAUUCAAACAUUCGACGCAUCAUGCAUUUAUACUUGUAAAAUUUCCAGUUCAUUCAUGGACAAUUUUGUACAAAUUUCAUUUGUAAAUCAUUCUUGAAUAUAUAUUUUUUGUGUAUGUUGCAUGCUGUAUGUGCUAAAUGCCUAUACAUAUCACAAAACCUUAAAAUGGUGCACUUUUCAUACAUUUUCGUGUGUUUUAAACUAUGUAAAUUUUAUAUUGAAUUCUUGUCGGUUUCAUCUGUUAGACAUAAAAUACAUUAAGUUAGAUAGUUUAAACCUUUUCAAACAUUGGGCCGAUUGUUCAGAACUUCCUUAAAGUUAACAACGGUGUUAAUAUCAUUGUUGUUAACUUAAAAAGGUGAAUUAUUUGAUGUGUUGGUAUAUUUUCAUAAAGCAAGUAAAGCUGAAACAGUUGUUUUAAAUCUUAUAAGAAAUACUGCAGAUCACAAGUCUAUCCAUUAAACUUGCAGUUUUAAUGGUUUUAAAGUUAACACAGUGAUGUUAACUUUGUUGUUAACUUUUACAUAACUCAGAACAAUUAGCCCAUUAUACCAGGUAUAAAACCUUACCAAACAUCUUCAUUUCUUAAUGACUUUAGGUAUAGAAUUAGUACAAUGGUUUUAGAGCUGUGUUUUUGUAAGUUAUAUUUUUUUAAUCAUGUGACUGUGUUUUAUUUACAUUUUUAUCUUUCAUUCACAUCUGUGUAUACACCUGGGUUGGUAUUUAAAAAAACAUCUCAACUUAUUUCUGAACUUAAGUCUUUUUCCAAAGUUAAGUAUUUCACUUGUCAUAUUAUAUAAUAACUUAAUAAUAUCUCAAAUACUUUAUUCUCAUUAAUUUUAUGAAAUAUAAAAGCUUCUUUUUUUAAAUCGCUUGUACUUCUCUUUAAAGCUGUAUUCUCACAAAUUUACCAUUUUUACAACUUUUUUGUCUUGGAAAGGGCAAAUUUUUGUGUAAAUAUCUGCAAACCAAAGAUGAAAGAUUACUGACAAAAGAUCAGAUCGCUGAUUUUCAUAUUUCCGUUCGAAAAUUUAUGUUUUAUGGCUUAAACAGUUACUAACGGUUUAAAAAAAAAAUGCACAAAACAUCAAUUUUUUAACUAAAAUGUAAAACUCUGCGAUCAAUUUUUUUUUCAGCUGUCUUAUAUAACUGGUUUUAAAGCAGUUUCGCAAAAAAAUGGCUUGUUCAAAGACCAAAAUUAAAAAGUUGUCAAAACGUUCAAUCUGUGAGAGUGCAGCUUUAAAUUUGACUAUGAAUAAUGUAGAAAUUCAACUUAAGAUGAGAAAUGGCUAAAGUUGUUUUAUUGAUACUGGCCCAGAACUGUAGAUAUGUUUUGUAUUGUUAAGCAAAAAGUGUAUAGAUUGUUAUUCAGUUUUUCAUUGUUAACCCCUUAAUCAUACUCUAAGGUUGUUUUUCUUCAGUUAACAUUUACUCCGUAACUAGAUUUUGUUAUCUUUAAACAUAUCGGAACAAGGUUUGUGCCUAUGUGUAAUAUAUGUGAUAUUUUAAAAAAGAAUAUUGUUUAACCUUUUUUACUCUUUAAUAUGAAAUAUAUUUUAUAUUUAUAAUAUUUUAUAGCAUGGUUGUUUCCCUAUUACAAGUAGAUCUCUAAUACUUGUAGUUUUUUUUUUUUUAAAUUUAACUUAUUCAGAAAGUGUUGACAAUUUAUCAGUAAACACAAGCCUUUUCUUCAUUCAAUAUUUCAUUUAUGUUAAACAAUAAUGGGAUCAUAUGUCGUUGUUAAAUCAUAGCACAUGGUAAAAUCCAGUAGAUUAAUUUGACAAACAAUCUCGGACAAGGCACAAGGCGGACCUAGGCUUCCACAAGUGUCAUGUUUAUUAUAGACAAGCACUUAUUUCAACAACAUUUUAAGAAGUCUUUUUAUGGAUACUCUUGGCUAAAAUAAUUUUUCCAUGGACAGUUUGACUUUAUGUUAACAAGUUAAAUUUGUCUGAUGGUAUUUAAAGAAACUUAUCUCUCUUUUUUUAAAUUUAUGAUGUAAAAAUUAAUAAUAAAAUAAUAGGGACUUAAAAAAGUUUAGCAUACAAAUGCAUUUUGGAUUCUAAAAUUGUUGCUAGUAUUGGUUUAGAUUUGAAAAAAUGCUAGACCAGAUUUAUUUAUAUUUGCAAGUAUGACAGUGAAAAAUUGUGAUGUGUACUGCACUCCAUACUAAAGUUAAAUUUUUAAGCUAAGCUUUUACCCGCCUAUUUUGUAAACCUAACAUUAUUUUUAUUUUUUAUAUAUUUUGCUUGUCUUGUGGUGAUGUACUUGUGUUUUUGUGCCAGUAUCCAUUUGUUCAAUGUUUCUGUGUUUUUAUAAUUCUGAGGUAAAUGAAGCAAGCUUUUCAUUCAAUACUGUAAUCUCAUGUAUAUUUGACAUCACAUGUGUAUUUGAUGCCAUUGUACAUAAUGUGCUGCUAGAAAAUACCCCGGAAAAUCUUAGUUGCUGCAGAUAUUUAUUUGGGAAUUUUGUUUAUCAUAAAAUAGUUACUUAUAUUAUAUUUCUUGUAGGUUUGAUAACUUAUGUAUUUCUUUAGAUUCAGUAGAAUUUGAAAGCUAUGGAUGCUGUUGCUAUUCUGUUUAUUUCAUCAGUUUCUUAGUAAGAGCAAGUGAACAAAUUCUGCUUUUUUUGUGUGUCCAUAUAAAAUCAUUUUAGAUAAAAUACAAAGCAAAAUUAUGACAUGGUAACUUUGUCAUAUUAGCAAAUUGUAAAACACUGCAGACAUAUUUUCAUUGACUGAACAACAAAUUAUUGUUAUCUCCUAGAAAUGCUAAUGGAUACUAUGCAAGUGACAGUAAGGUAACUGAAGUUUUAGUUAGCGUGGGCACCCUUCUGCCUUUUUAAAAUUAAAUGCUUGAAAAUGUCAAAUAUUUUUCUUUGUUUCAAUUCAAACUUUUAAUAAUAUAAUAAAUACUUACAAACUUUAAAUAUUUGGCAUCUGAAAUUUAAUAUUAAUGCAAUUAAACUCACUCCCUAACAUUUUAUGUCAUAUUAAAAAUGUUCAAGUUAUUCAAGGCAAUAUUCAAUGUGAGCUUUUCUCCUACACCCUGUCCCUCUUCUGCAGCACUUUGCCUUAUAAAACCUAGCUAAAACCUUCCAAUAUUUAAAAAAACUAGCAUAAACUUUCCAUCCAACCUAUUUGUUAUAAGAUGUGUUAAGAACUUGUAAAACUUGAUUGAAAAAGUGAGCCUACGCUUGCACAUUGAUAAGAAACCCAGUGUUAAAGAAUUUUGAAUAGCAGUCGGUCUAUUUCUCACAUUGAUGAGAAACCCAGUGUUAAAGAAUUUUGAAUAGCAGUCGGUCUAUUUCUCACAUUGAUGAGAAACCCAGUGUUAAAGAAUUUUGAAUAGCAGUCGGUCUAUUUCUCACAUUGAUGAGAAACCCAGUGUUAAAUAAUUUUGAGUAGCAGUCGGUCUAUUUCUCAGAUUUAUCUUUUGUAUAUAUAUCAGUUUCACUGUAAAUAUGUACAGCACAAAUUAUAUCUUAUCUGAAAUACAUAGUAGCUCUCUAACAAAUGAUUAUUAUUUAAGCAUAGCAUUAAACUAUAUUAUAUUAUUGCUUCAUAAGUUACUAAUGUAUUUUAUUGUUUUCCAUAACUGUAUAGCUGAAUAGAACCUUUUAAAAGUCCGAUUUUUUUACUGAAUGGCGAGAUGCUAAAUUCCUUCACUGAAUAGUUUGGUCGUAAAAAAAAAAAUUGUAUGAAAAAAUGCAUUUUUUGGACACCAUUUACAAACCUUAUUUGUUUGAUCCCAAAACAGUAGCUUUGUACGUCAAAAUUUAUAUUAUUUUAUGUGUUGACCUAUUUGUCAUUUCUUCAGAUAUUAACAUCAUUAUUUACAAAUUAAAAAAAAUAGUUGCAUGUCAUUUGUGUUUCAUUUAAAAACCUUUUUGUAUGUCUCGUUAAGUUAGUUUUUAGAGCCGUUUUACGCAUUCCAUUGUUUAAAAUACUGUUUUCUACUUCUUUAUAUUCUGUAAAUAACAAUGUUUUAUGGUCCUGCAUUGUAUUAUGAACAUUUUACAUUCUGUAAAAUAUUAACCUUAUUUACAAUCUAUACCAGAUGGUUAUGGAAAGAAAUAAAUAUUUUAUAGCAAUA
Mya arenaria is the source of this 7345-nucleotide messenger RNA. RefSeq names its product serine/threonine-protein kinase PAK 4-like. Gene Ontology annotation, molecular function: ATP binding; protein serine/threonine kinase activity. The record is from RefSeq and is a predicted model, not a curated record. NCBI's taxonomy places the organism in Eukaryota, Metazoa, Mollusca, Bivalvia, Myida, Myidae. Bases 105 to 2102 code for a protein of 665 amino acids. Gene Ontology annotation, biological process: protein phosphorylation; regulation of MAPK cascade; intracellular signal transduction. Gene Ontology annotation, cellular component: cytoplasm. The transcript has 10 exons.